AUGUUCAAAUAUACAUGUGAUGAACAAAAUGAAGAACCCCCUCAAGGGUUAGAAAAUAAACAAGGGAAAAAACUUGUUUUAGAAAAUUGUGGUUUGUAUAUGGAUAAAAAUAAAAAUGCAGGGGUUGUGUGUAAUAGGAUAACAGAAUUAAAUUUAAAUUCACGAAAAAAAAUUUCUUAUAUAAAAGGUGACAGUUCACAAAUGAAGAAUAUUUUAAAUCAUGUUGAUCAUAAAGAAUUAGAAACAUAUCCAGCGAGAAGACUUUUAACUUCUUAUUCAACAUACGAUAAUCAACAAAAAUAUUUUGAAACCAAACUUGUACCUGACAUGCAAGGUAAAAUGAGUAUAUGUGUAGGAAGAAAAAGUGGAAGUGCAACGGUUAAUAUUAAUAUUGAUGAAUAUGAUUUAGAAAAAACAUAUCAUACAUGGAAAAAAAUUUUGGGAAAAUCUGCUCCACAUAAUAAAUCAAGUUUAGAAAAUGACAGAUUUUUAACAGUUUCAGAAGAUGCUCAAAGAAGUGAUAAAUUGCCUAUAGUAAAAAAUCGAAACCCUCCAUAUGCUAAUCCUGAUGGGCCUUUUGAAAAAGAACGAUUAAAUUUACCUAAACAAGCAAGAGAUAAUUUGGAUAGAACAUUAACACCUUUAACAGAAUCUAAUAAGCCAAAUGUUCGUGUAAAAAAAAAUAAUAAUUUAUACAAAGACUCUUUUUUUUUGUUAAGAUCAGAUGAAAAUGAUAUACCCGAUGAAAAUAAAGGAGUAAGAAGAACCAACUUUCCUUGGAUCAAUUCUAAUAGAAUAAAAAAUAUUUUGAAUUAUAAUUAUGAGGAAAAUGUUGAAAAAACAGCUAAAAUUAAUGAUAAUAUGAAUAAUAUUUGGCUAGAUAAUCAGAAAAAUAAUCGCUAUGACCCAAAUUAUCAAAUAAAUUUAGAUAAUUCAAAUAAUUAUCCAUAUAGAGAAGAUAAUUUUCAAAAAUAUUCCCAAAUUUAUAAUAUCGAUGAUACAUUACCUACUAGUAAUGUCAAAUAUGGUGAUGCUCAUAAUUAUGAUUUGAAUUUACAAAAAGAAAAUAUUUCCCAUUUUGGAUCCAAUGAUAAAAAUAUAAUAAAUGAAAAUGAUCAUUACUAUUUAGAAAAUAAAAACUGUUGUAAUCAUGACAAAAUAAAAAAUUAUAAUGUAGCUAGCGAAUUAGACAAUAGUUCUCAUGAAUAUAUAAAUAGCUAUUCACACGUGGAUUCUGAAAAUUUUAAUGACCCCAACAUAUCUUACAAACCUCCAUCAAUGACAGAUAUUUCAUAA
This is a messenger RNA of Plasmodium vinckei vinckei, 1296 nucleotides long. RefSeq names its product thioredoxin-like associated protein 1, putative. The record is from RefSeq and is a predicted model, not a curated record. Bases 1 to 1296 code for a protein of 431 amino acids. The transcript has a single exon. Lineage: Eukaryota; Apicomplexa; Aconoidasida; Haemosporida; Plasmodiidae.